Molecule: messenger RNA, 1003 nt
Organism: Solanum verrucosum
Lineage: Eukaryota; Viridiplantae; Streptophyta; Magnoliopsida; Solanales; Solanaceae
Exons: 6
Coding region: 77-997 (306 amino acids)
Molecular function (GO): calcium ion binding
Source: RefSeq, a predicted model, not a curated record
CUUGCGCAGUUCCCGCGUUUACGAGGCAGCAACCCUUCAAAUCCAAUCGAAAACCCCAAAUUAUACUGUCAAGAAAAUGGCAAAAUCGAAUGUCUCAGACUCAGAAACUGAAGAGACAAACUCAGACUCAGAGGAGUCCCCGGCGGAGCCCCAAAGAACAGGAAAACUCACUGAUUAUGAGAAACAAAGAAUGAAGAGAAUCGAAGAAAACAGAGCAAGAAUGAAGGCUAUGGGUCUGCACAAAAUGGCAACUUCUUUGAUGGGUGCUUCCCCAAAACCCCAGAAAAAAGACAAGGACAGAAAGGGGAAAAAGAAGGUGGUUGAUGAAGAUGAAGAUGAAGAUUACAAGCCAGCUCAAAGUGAGGACGAAGAUGAUGAUGGGGAUUUUGAAGUUUCAAAGUCCCAAUUGAAAAAGUCAAAGAAAAAAAAUCAAACAACUCAGAAGAGAGUGUCUAACACAACGGUACCAACUGACAUAGAUUUUGUCGACGAUGAUGUUGCCUUAAUGCAGGCUAUUGCUUUGUCACUACAAGAUUCAGCAGGUUUUCUGAAUCUUGCAAAUAAAGUGCCUAUGCAAGGCACUGAUGCAGAUUCCACUAAAAAGGACAGCAACGAAAAAGCUUUCUUGAAAAAGGUCAGCAAUGAAAAAGCUUCUUUGAAAAAGGCCAGUAAUGAAAAAGAUGUAGGUACCUGCAAUCAGGAAGAUGUUACUGGGAAAAGGAAGAGAAAACAACAGCAGGCAAGAAAUCGAGUGCAGAUGACUGAGGAUGACUUGAUUAUGCAUUUCUUUCAGUUCGAUGAAGCUGGAAAAGGGAGUAUAAGUUUCAGAGAUCUACAGAAAAUGGUAGUUUCCCAUGAUUUUACAUGGUCAGAUGAGGACUUGGCAAAUAUGAUUUGUUGUUUUGAUUCUAAUGGAGACGGAAAGUUGAGCCUGGAUGAUUUUCGCAAGAUUGUGGUCAGAUGUAAUAUGAUACAAGGUUCUGAAGAUGCUGGUUGAUGAUGA